GUCUCGUUACGCGCAUGCGCAGCAAGCCAGGGCUCGCGUUGCUAGGGCGGUAGCGGCCCUUAGUGACUUGGCGUGUCUGUUUGCCGUCGCCGCGUCCUCAAGUUGGAGGGGCCUCGGAAGGAUGGUUGCCACCCCUCAGGUAAUCAUGCAGGGAGAACUUCGAAAUAUAAUAAUCUUCAAUGCUUCCAAAAAAGAGAUGUUUACCAUGAACAAUGGUUAUAGAAUUCUACAGAAAAAACUACGCAGUAACUGGAAAAUACAGAGCUUAAAAGAUGAAAUAACAUCUGAGAAACUGGCUGGGGUAAAACUGUGGAUUACAGCAGGACCCAGGGAAAAGUUCACGGCUGCUGAA
Messenger RNA from Anolis sagrei ordinatus, 352 nucleotides. NCBI's taxonomy places the organism in Eukaryota, Metazoa, Chordata, Lepidosauria, Squamata, Anolidae. The record is from RefSeq and is a predicted model, not a curated record.